AUCAACGAUGUAGAAUUAAAGGAGUACUGUGUGUUGCAGGAGGACAUGGCUUCCCCUGAUCUGAAGGUCCUAGUUACCGGGGCAACAGGUCUGUUAGGUCGAGCUGUGUGCAGAGAAUUUGAGAACAGCAGCUGGUUGGUCAUUGGGACUGGAUACAGGAGAGCCAGGCCCCGCCUCCUCCGCUGUGACCUCACCGACGAGGACGCCAUCAGACAACUCCUGCACAAGUACAAGCCUGAUGUGAUCGUCCACUGUGCCGCAGAGAGACGUCCAGAUGUUGUAGAGAGACACACGGAUGCAGCUGUUAACCUCAAUGUAAACGCCACGAGCACGCUCGCCAAGGAGGCAGCUGCAUGUGGAGCGUUCUUCCUCUACAUCAGCAGCGACUACGUUUUUGACGGACGGAAUCCUCCGUACGGAGAAGACGACGUCCCGAACCCACUCAACAUCUACGGACGAACAAAACUGGAGGGAGAGAGAGAAGCACUGAGGCACUGUCCAGGUGCGGUGGUGCUCAGGGUGCCCGUUCUGUUCGGGGAGGUGGAGUCAGUGAUGGAGAGCGCCGUCACAUCGCUGUGGAUCAAAGUUCAGGAGGCGACAGAGAGCUGCACCCUGGAUCACUGCCAGCAGAGGUUUCCCACGGACACCCGAGAUGUCGCUGCCGUCUGCAGGAAGCUGUCUGAGAGAGCGAGACAGGACCCGUCUGUCCGAGGAAUCUUUCACUUCUCAUCUAACGAGCAGAUGACCAAAUAUGAGAUGGGCGUGGCCAUUGCUCAGGCCUUCCAGCUGCCUUCCAAUCACCUGAUUCCUUUGACGGAGCAGCCCGCCUCCUCCUCAGCUCUUCGUCCAAUCAACAGUCGUCUGAACUGUUCUCGUCUUCAGCUGCUGAAUCUGAACGUGGAGCCGCGACCUUUCACCUCCGCUAUCAGUGACUGUCUGUGGCCGUUCACACCCGACAAACACUGGAGACAGACAGUUUUCCACUGAGAGACAGACAGUAAUGAGUUUCCAGGUUCAUAUUGAAACAGAACCAGUGUGAGUCCAGAUUGUAUCAAUGUGAACAGAUUGAACAACAUUUUAUUUCACUUGGAACAAUCUCAAAACUUUAACAUAAACCACAGGAAGUGACUCUGACUGUAGAUCUGUGUCCGUCAUCUUUGUUUGCAGCUGCAGGUGUGAAACAGCACAACUAUGACCUGACGCGCGCAUGCACACACACACACACACAUACAACUUGACAAAAUAAAAGUCUCUUUUCCUCCA
This is a messenger RNA of Paralichthys olivaceus (Japanese flounder), 1263 nucleotides long. The record is from RefSeq and is a predicted model, not a curated record. Lineage: Eukaryota; Metazoa; Chordata; Actinopteri; Pleuronectiformes; Paralichthyidae.